This is a messenger RNA of Budorcas taxicolor (takin), 1807 nucleotides long. It is a transcript of the gene PINX1, whose product is annotated as PIN2 (TERF1) interacting telomerase inhibitor 1. Gene Ontology annotation, cellular component: nucleolus. The record is from RefSeq and is a predicted model, not a curated record. NCBI's taxonomy places the organism in Eukaryota, Metazoa, Chordata, Mammalia, Artiodactyla, Bovidae. The coding region runs from base 117 to 1055 and encodes 312 amino acids. The transcript is spliced from 7 exons. Gene Ontology annotation, molecular function: nucleic acid binding; telomerase inhibitor activity. Gene Ontology annotation, biological process: regulation of ribosome biogenesis.
GCCACUGCCGUUUCCCCGGCGUGCGAGUCCGGCAGUUUCAGCUUCUCCUCUUGUCUGCCCUGCGGUAACUGCGGUCGUUCAGGUCCCGAGAUCCGCAGCGUCACAGGCUCGGCGACAUGUCGAUGCUGGCUGAGCGUCGGCGGAAGCAGAAGUGGGCUGUGGAUCCAAGAAACACUGCGUGGAGUAAUGAUGACUCCAAGUUUGGCCAGAGGAUGCUAGAGAAGAUGGGGUGGUCUAAAGGAAAGGGUUUGGGGGCUCAGGAGCAAGGAGCCACUGAUCAUAUUAAAGUUCAAGUCAAAAAUAACCACCUGGGACUAGGAGCUACUAUCAAUAACGAAGACAACUGGAUUGCUCAUCAAGAUGAUUUUAACCAGCUUCUGGCCCAGCUGAACACUUGCCAUGGGCAGGAAACAGCAGACUCCCCAGACAACAAGGAAAAGAAGUCUUUCAGUCUCGAAGAGAAGUCCAAAAUCUCCAAAAACCGUGUUCACUAUAUGAAAUUCACAAAAGGGAAGGAUCUCUCAUCUCGGAGCCAAACAGAUCUUGACUGCAUUUUUGGAAAAAGACAGAAGAGGACCCCUGAGGACCACCCCAGCCCGUCUGCCGCGGAGGAGAGCGACCCCUCCACCACGACCACCAGUGCCUUCACCAUCCGCGAGUACUUUGCCAGGCGCUUGGCGGAGCGGAAGAGCAAAGCGCAAGGCGUGGCUGCAGGGCCAGAGGCUCCAGAGACCCCAGUGGAGAGGAAAAGGGGAAAGCAAAGAAAGAAAGAGGCAAAAGAUAAAAAUGUGGAAAACGACGUCCAACCUAAGGCCGAGAAGAAGAGAAACCAAGUGGAAUGUGAGCUGGGGGACCCUCGCUGGGACGAGAAUCCUGGGGUUUCUGCUGGGGCUGGAGAGGGUCACGUGGGGCCACUCGACGACCAGGACUCGCCGCCAAAGCCCGGAAACAGGAAAGAAAAGCGAAAGGGACCGAAGCGAGUUGAGGCAGCAGUGGAUAGUAGGCUAGAUGAAGCACCAGUGAAAAAGAAGAAAAAGAAGAAAGGUUCCCAGUAAGUUCUCUGGAGCGGUGCCUCCCAGCUCCCCUGCUGUCAGGGCGCUGCCGGGACAGACUCCCCUGGCCGGGCGUCAGGCGGGUUCACCCAGGGAGCCGUGUGCGCGCCGCCUCCGACAUGCCUGGCCCCUGCCGUGUCUCGCCCACACCACGUUUUCCCAAAUCCUAUUCCCAGAACUUUUCAAUGUUCCAAAUCAUGGCUGUCACAGACAAAUAAAUUCCUUACUGGACUCAGUCCUUUGGCACAUUCAUUCACCUUCAUGUGAGCACAGCGUUAUAUGUACACACACGUGUGUGUCUCUUACAGUCUGUAUUUGCUCUUGGUUUCCUUCAGUAACAACGAACUGUGCUCACUUCUGAAGGACUCAGUCUAAUUAAAGGAUUAAAAGGCAUUCACAGAGUUCUUUUUGUUCUAUAGCCAGCCCCCGCAUUUUUGCCAAGUCGGUUUUAUAUGAUUACAUUCCCAAAUCAGAGAGUUGUUUUGGUCUGGUGUGGUGGUGAUGGGGAAACUGCUUUAAUGCUCUCUCUUCCACUGAGCAGUGACAGCCGUGUAUUUUGAGGUCCUCUUCCCCAAAGCCACAGCUUGGAAGCAGCAAGGUGACAGUGGACACAGUUUGACUUCCCAGCUCUCACAGGAGGCCUCUCGCGGCUCCUCAGCGGGAGUCUGUGGCCAGACACGCAUCCGGGUGGGCUCCCUGAGGACAGACCCCUAGAGAGGGCUCCUCUUCACCUCUGACCAUCAGGAGAUCCUCAG